AGUUGAAGUGCAGUCGCCGGUGUGUUUGCGAGCGGUCUUUACGCAUCGUGCCCCAUGGCAGUGCAGGAGCAGCGGUAUACGCUCUUUGGGUUUUCGAAGGAGCUGGACUGGAGGCCCCUGCACUUCGUCGAUUCCAUACCGGCGCACAGAAUUUGCAACGCCUGUGGCUUGGUGCACAGAGUGACUGUGGUUCUGCCCUGUCGACACGUGUUGUGCAACACCUGCUACGCGCAGUGUCUCUCGGACAAGGUACACGGCUGCCCAAUCGAUGGGGACCUAUUUCUUGAAGAAGAUGCCCAACGGGGAGAAUUUCCUUUAGAUAGCCUGCUCAAGCGCAAGGUGAAGUGCUGGAAUGAAGACAAGGGCUGCGAGAUGAUCAUGGCUGCUUCGGAGCUACACCAGCACUUCCACGAAGAUUGCGGCCAUCACUCUACGCGGUGUCCGAAAUGCUCGGCGUGCAUUCUUAUCAGCAAUGUGCGUGCUCACCGAAGCAGCGACUGUAGCGCUGACGCACAGCUGGACACGGCCGGGACAUUAAAACCGGAUAACGACUCGUCUCAAGAAGCCGUGUUGGCCUCCUUGGAGGCCAUAUUGGAAAAACGCGUCGCAGAAGUGAGAUCCGGGCUCGAUCAACUUGCGCGCGAGAUCAUCCAGUGUGACAAGUUUACGGAGCUUACGCACACCGUCAAUGACUUAAGAGAGGUGGUCAUAAAAUCAUCAGAAGAGCAAAUCUGCGCUGCAAACGAAGCUGGCAUCGAUGUCGCUAGAGAAGUUAAAGAAGACCUCGCGUGGCAAGGGGAUCGGCUCAAUGAAAUUUCACUGCGCGUAACGACUUUAAGCGAGAAGGUGGAAGAAGUUCUUCGUGAAGCAACGAAGAAACCACUUGAGCAAUCGCAAAAGAAGAAAGAUGAAUUGUGUUACGAUGGGACAGCAGAUGGGAGCUCACCGAAGAAAGUUUCCGAAACAGUGAGCGUAUUCGAAGGCACUAUGGGGAAAGCUUCAGAGCAUGCUAGGGAGACCAUUUCCCAAAUGCCUUCUUCAAACACUGACUCUUCUUCGGUUUCAAAGACCACGGAGGUACCAACCGGCGUUAACCCAGCCAUUUUGACAAGAGAUUACCUUCCCUGGUUCAGCACGCUAAAUGUUAAGCACUACGAGUUUCACGUCAAGGGAAUAAAAUUACUGAAAGAAAGGGCGAUGUCAAACGGCUAUGCCGGCAGUUACAGAGGCACAACAUACCUGGGUGGAUACUGUAUCUCUCUCGGAGUGUACCUGAAGAAGAGUGGUAGUUCAAUGUCAGUGCACGCCCUGGUACGCCUGAACAAGGGAGUGAUUGACAGUUUCCUCCAAUGGCCAUUCAGCCAUAGGAUUAAGCUCACCUUCAUAGACUCGUCAAAAAGUACGCACCACACAUUUUGUGUUGCCACAAUUGGGAAUCUUUACGACAAACGGUUCGAUCGACCGACAAACACAGCAAAUGAUGGGGUGUGUUCUGCGGCAGGAUGCCGUAUUGAGGGACUCGAACAGCAAGGCUACCUUCGUAGUGACGAGUUCUGCGUCAAGUGUGAACUUUUAGUUUCUAAUGCUAACUGAAGUCUGCGAUGGCAGCAUUCGGAACUUAGUGGGAGUCGCUCGUAGGGCUGUUAAAACUCACCGAGGAAAAUCAGUAGAUCAAUCUGAAUCGCAACAAAUAUUUUCACAAGUGCGGCCAAUGUCAACUUGAUUUUCGCAAUUCCCAUGCAGACUAUUUCAUUGCUUCUUUACUUCUAAUCGCAUAUGAUUCAGUACAUAUUCAUAAAAGUUAUUUAUAUUAGUUUAGGUAGAUUAUUUAGUAGGAUUUUCACACAGUGCCUCAGCAAAUGCUUUGGAAUUGUCCCCCAUUCACCAGUAAACUGUCCUUCCUGUGAUGGCCGACACUCAGUCAUUAUGAAUUUCGGAAGCAGCCAUUACAGAGAUAAUUCUAGUGGGCAUCUGUCGCUUGCGCGCAUAUUCUGCGCAGUGCACAAGAAAAUGAGCUUUGUCCGGAAGCUGAAGCCAGAAAAUCCACGAAGACGUGCCAACAGCUAUAAACACCCUCGUAGGUAUAUCCCCUAUUUACCAUACCUUAUUGAGUCGAGUGGGAGCAUGCACAGGAAAGCUUGGCCGUGUCGUUUUGUAUGAAGUUUUGUAAGGAUUCACCAGGCACCAUGCUUAAAGCUCUCGCUACCUAAACAGUUUAGCUUACCUACGCCUGCGCUGCUUGCAACGCCAGCGCCGUGAAAGCCGGUGGUCUCUGUCGCGCAAGCGGGCUUUGUUCGUGUCUGUGUGUGUUUGCUAAUGAUAACAUAUGUAGAAACAGAAAAAAAUAAUUUCCGAAUAAAAUUUUUCACUUGAUAAUCA
Molecule: messenger RNA, 2379 nt
Organism: Rhipicephalus microplus (southern cattle tick)
Lineage: Eukaryota; Metazoa; Arthropoda; Arachnida; Ixodida; Ixodidae
Product: TNF receptor-associated factor 3
Biological process (GO): regulation of canonical NF-kappaB signal transduction
Cellular component (GO): plasma membrane signaling receptor complex; cytoplasmic side of plasma membrane
Molecular function (GO): tumor necrosis factor receptor binding
Source: RefSeq, a predicted model, not a curated record